Molecule: messenger RNA, 1897 nt
Organism: Orussus abietinus
Lineage: Eukaryota; Metazoa; Arthropoda; Insecta; Hymenoptera; Orussidae
Gene: Bx42
Product: puff-specific protein Bx42
Exons: 8
Coding region: 123-1751 (542 amino acids)
Biological process (GO): mRNA splicing, via spliceosome
Cellular component (GO): spliceosomal complex
Source: RefSeq, a predicted model, not a curated record
GCUCCGACAUUAUUCUUACGCUGCUUACGUCCAUGAGUUUACUUCACACCGUGUCGCCAUGACACUACUAGUUGUUUGACUGAAUUCUAUUUUCUCGUGUUAAUUCUGUCAAUAUAUAGAAAAUGUCGUUAACAAGUCUACUUCCAGCUCCAAGUCAAGUGGUUUGGGAUCGAGAAGAUGAGGCACGAGAACAAAAGUUACGCCAAAGACCAGUGUCUGCUUUGGUUAAAGCAGUGGUUACCGCACCUCCCUACGGACAACGUAAAGGAUGGGUGCCAAGGAACACAGAGGAUUUUGGAGAUGGUGGAGCGUUCCCAGAAAUACACGUCGCCCAGUACCCACUUGGGAUGGGUAUGAAAGGAAAAGAAGCUUCCAGCAAUGCUCUUUCGAUUCAGCUCGAUGCCCAAGGAAAAGUUAAAUAUGAUGUUAUUGCUAGGCAAGGCCAUGCAAAAGACAAGAUUGUAUAUAGCAAAUUAAGUGAUUUGUUGCCGUCAGAAAUAACUACUGAAGAUGAUCCAAGCUUACAGCGGCCCAUUGAGGAAGAAAUAGAUGACAUCACUGAAAGGACAAGAAAAGCUUUAGAAAAAAUUACAGAGUCUAAAAUUGCAGCAGCUAUGCCAGUUAGAUGUGCUGAGAAACAAGCUCCAACUCAAUAUAUUCGAUAUACUCCAUCGCAACAAGGACAGUCAUUUAAUUCGGGUGCAAAACAAAGGGUUAUAAGAAUGGUAGAAGCCCAAGUAGACCCAAUUGAACCACCGAAAUUCAAGAUUAACAAAAAGAUUCCAAGAGGACCUCCAUCACCACCAGCACCUGUAAUGCAUUCUCCUACACGGAAAGUUACUGUAAAAGAACAAAAAGAAUGGAAAAUACCACCAUGUAUUAGCAACUGGAAAAAUGCUAAGGGUUAUACUAUACCAUUAGAUAAACGUUUAGCUGCUGAUGGUCGAGGACUACAACAAGUUCACAUCAAUGAAAACUUUGCCAAAUUAGCAGAAGCACUUUAUAUCGCUGACAGAAAAGCCCGUGAGGCAGUUGAAAUGCGAGCACAGCUUGAGAAGAAAUUGGCACAGAAAGAAAAGGAGAAAAAGGAAGAUCAUCUGCGUCAACUUGCUCAGAAAGCACGAGAGGAACGAGCUGGUUUAAAAUCUGUAGCUGCUUUAGAUAAAGCAGAAGAAACAAGAGAGAGAGAUCAGUUAAGACAAGAACGUCAUAAAGAUCGUGCUCGUGAGAGGAACUUGGCACGAGCUGCACCCGAUAAGCGUUCCCGUCUACAACGAGAACGUGAACGAGAUAUCAGUGAACAAAUUGCUCUUGGGCUGCCAGCAAAGAGCAUUUCUAAUUCUGGAGAAGCUCAAUUUGAUCAACGAUUAUUUAAUACCACUAAAGGAAUUGAUGGUGGCUAUGGACAUGAUGAUGAGUACAAUGUUUACGAUAAACCAUGGCGAGACUCUAGUUCCAUUGGUUCACACAUCUAUCGACCUAGUAAAAAUAUCGAUAAAGAUAAUUAUGGAGACGAUUUGGAAAAGCUUGUGAAAACAAACAGGUUUGUUCCUGACAAGGAAUUUAGUGGAACUGACAGAUCUGCUACUCGUUCUGGUCCUGUACAAUUUGAGAAAGAUGAGGAAGAUCCAUUUGGUCUCGAUCAAUUCUUAAAACAAGCUAAAAGGGCAAGUAGCUCAAAUGUUACAACAAAACGUAAAGACGACAGCCACCAACGACGAGAUGAUCGUGACAAGCGUAGAAAACACUGAUUGAUUAUCAGUUUUGUUUCCUCAUGCAUCUAAAUUAUGUACUAUGAUAAGAUGCAAUAAUUCUGUAACUUUUUAAUUCAUUUGUACUCUAAGGUAUUGAUUUCAGGAUCCAUAAUAAAAGACCAAACAUCUUAGUUUAUUUUAAA